Molecule: messenger RNA, 1920 nt
Organism: Coffea arabica (coffee)
Lineage: Eukaryota; Viridiplantae; Streptophyta; Magnoliopsida; Gentianales; Rubiaceae
Product: LEAF RUST 10 DISEASE-RESISTANCE proteinUS RECEPTOR-LIKE PROTEIN KINASE-like 2.1
Biological process (GO): protein phosphorylation
Molecular function (GO): ATP binding; protein kinase activity; polysaccharide binding
Source: RefSeq, a predicted model, not a curated record
AUGGAUCACAAAUUGUUGUACAAGAUUUAUCAUCAUAUUCAAAUUACAGCCAUUCUCUUCACUAUCUUGGUGGAUGGAAUUGUAUGCUUUUACACAAAUUCAAGCGAUUGCAUGCCUCAGAGCUGUGGGAAUGGAUUGAACAUAGUGUAUCCCUUUUGGAUUCCAGGCAGGCAAGAGUCAUAUUGUGGCUCACCAACGUUCAAUAUCACCUGCAGGGACAAGAACCCCAUCUUAAAGAUCUCUGAUGAUGAUUAUAUCAUCAGGGAUAUAUUUUACAUGAAUAAUUCCCUUUUGCUAUCUCAAGCUGAGUUGUAUGAUGUUGGUAAUAGAUGUCCAACCCCUCAACAUAAUUUUAGCACUGGAGGAACUCCAUUCUGCUACGGCCCUGAAAUUGUGGACCUUUUCUUCUUCUACAAUUGCACUGAGCCGUAUCAAGAAGAGACAUAUGCUGUGGAUUGUGCCAGUAAUGUUAGCCAUCAUGCUUUUGCUGUUUUUCAUACCGAACUCCUGGACGGCAGGAACCAUUCGGAACUGUCAUGUCAACCUCCAGUUAGUGCACCAGUAACUAUUGAUUCCCUGAAAAGAUUGUUAAGCAUGAAUUAUACCGAUGUAUUGAAGAAAGGAUUCGUUCUGCAGUGGGAUGGAGACAGUUGCAGCAAAUGCAGGAGUAGUGGAGGGGAGUGCGGUUCUUAUGACAAUGAAUUUGUGUGUUACUGUGAUGACCAUAAACACCUAAAAACCUGUGAUGAAGGUAAGAAUCGUUCACAAAGGCUGAGAAAUGUAAUAGGAAUUUCAGCAGCAGGAGUACUACUGGCAACAAUAAUAAUCAUCUCUGUAGUAAUUCACCGCAUCAUAAACAAGAAACCAGCUUAUAGGUCCAUCUUACUAUUAUUUAAGAAGACAUCAAAAGAAAAUCUGAUCCUUGAAGCCGCCAUCAAGCAAUAUGGAUCCCUUGCCCCAAGAAGAUACAGCUAUUCCGAUAUCAAGAGAAUGACUAACUCCUUUAAAGAUAAACUCGGCGAAGGUGGAUAUGGGAAAGUUUACAAAGGAAAUCUUUUUGCCGGCCGUCCUGUUGCAGUAAAGAUUCUGAAUACAUCCAAAGGAAGUGGAGAGGAAUUCAUCAACGAGGUCGCAAGCAUUAGCAGAACAUCCCAUGUUAACAUUGUUGCUUUAUUAGGAUUCUGCUUUGAAGGUCAGAAAAGGGCUCUCAUCUAUGAAUUCAUGCCUAAUGGAUCUUUGGAGAGAUAUAUACAUGGUGAAACAACGUCAAAGACUGAUGGUCACCUGGGAUGGGCAAAACUUUAUCAAAUUGCAUUGGGGAUAGCUCGAGGACUUGAAUACCUGCAUAGAGGGUGCACCAUGCGGAUUUUGCACUUUGACAUUAAACCUCACAAUAUACUUCUUGAUGACGACUUUUGUCCUAAAAUUUCUGAUUUUGGUUUGGCAAAGCUGUGCUCCAGGAAAGAAAGUGUCGUGUCAAUGCUAGAAGCGAGGGGAACGGUUGGUUAUAUUGCCCCAGAAGUAAUCUGUAGAAACUUUGGAGUUGUUUCGCCCAAGUCCGAUGUCUACAGCUAUGGAAUGAUGCUUAUGGAAAUGGUUGGAGGAAGAAAGAACGUCAGUGUUAAAGCAAGUCAUACAAGUGAAAUAUACUUUCCUCACUGGGCGUAUCAGCAUAUGAUACUUGAAAAGGACUUCAAAUUGAAAGGUGUAAUGACUCCUGAAGAAGAUGAAAUUGCAAGAAAGAUGGCCCUAGUGGGUUUAUGGUGCAUACAGGCUGAUCCAUCGCAAAGACCAGCAGUAAGCAAGGUGAUAGAAAUGCUGGAAGGUAGCUUAGAGGCCUUGGAGUUCCCUCCAAAACCCUUCUUUGGUUCUCCUUCAAGAUCACCAGAGGCAUCUUCCAUUACGAUAGCUGAGUCAUGA